This is a messenger RNA of Oreochromis niloticus (Nile tilapia), 2463 nucleotides long. RefSeq lists its product as uncharacterized. The coding region runs from base 442 to 1995 and encodes 517 amino acids. NCBI's taxonomy places the organism in Eukaryota, Metazoa, Chordata, Actinopteri, Cichliformes, Cichlidae. The transcript has 4 exons. The record is from RefSeq and is a predicted model, not a curated record.
ACUGGCAGAGAAGUACCCAUUAAAUGACUACUUCAUUGGUCCCCUUCGAAUGGUUACAUUGAAAAGAUAUCCUUACAUCAAAAGCACACAAUAAAUAUGUGAGUAAACAGCUGUAAUUAAUAGCUUACUCAAUAUGCACUUUAAUCUCACUGGCAUAAGCACCUAAAGUAGCAUCUGGUUUUAUUGUGAUGUUCAGCCACUAACUCCUUGUGACUUGUUGAAUCUAACAGUCUGUUAGGCCCAUCCGUACAUCUUCUAGACAAGAAAACCUUUAAUCUGUGUUUUUGUUGAGAUUAGCCAGAAUUUUUCUCAGUUCUCUGCUAAGUACCGUUGUGAAACAUGUUGACAUCUCAAUUUUAAUGCUUUGAAUUUUGUACAUAGUUACUGGAUUUAUGUUCAUGUAUAUAUUUUUUUCUUUUCUAGACUGAAGCACGGAAUCGAAUGAUGGCUGAACCAGUAAAACUGCGGAUCAUCCUUGGUUCCAACAAUACUGAAAAACUGACGAUAGCAUCGGGCAUGCCAAAGUCUGUGGAGGAUCUUUCAGAUGAGAUCAAACGUCAAUUUGAUAUUCAGGGGGACAUUAGACUCCAGUACAUGGAUAGUGACUUUGAUAAUGAGUUUAUCAACCUUAAACGAAUGGCUGAUAUUCAGGACAAGAGCACAGUGAAAGUCAUCCGUCUGACUGAUGCUUCAGACUUUGGUGAAGUUGGGAUGAACCAAAGUGGGGAAGAAACAUCACUAUCAUCUUCUGACACACUAUUACUUUCAUCCUCUGACUCAGAAACUGCUCGAUCUCAGUGGCCUGCAGAAUUCCAAAUGCCAAAGUUUCCGUAUGACGUGGAGAUGCAACUUCAAAGUGCAAACCAGGCUUUCAUAUCAAAUGGAAUUCCUCUGAACCCAGGACACAAACUUAAGUCAGACAUUUUAGAAGCUCUAGCUGAGAAAAUCAUGACGUUUAAGGCAUAUCCUUCAAACUUGGAAAUAGAAUCUGUUGCUGAAGCUUUAAUCAAAGCACAUCCAUGCUUAAGAGAACAAGGAUCUUUCAGUGGUUUCUAUGGAUGGAAGAUUAGCCUCAAGUACAAGAUGGCAAAUUAUAGGACAAAGCUUAGAAACUUGGGGUGCCCAGAACUGAGCAUUAAUUCCCUCAAGCACAAACCAACUGAUCGAUGUCACCCAGCAUAUGCUGUCAAAAAACCUAGAAAGGCAGAGGUAAAUUUUUGUCCUCCUUAUCCGGCUGGAGAGACCCAGGACAGCCUUGAAAGUGAGAGAUUGGCAUUGCUAACUGAGGUCAAGAAGAAGCAUAAUGAGAUAGUUAUCAAAGAGAAGAUGGCCAGGACCUUUGCAUACAGGAGGCAGGAACUUGUCAAAAACAAUCCCAUGAUCGCCGACUUCAAGAUCAGAUGGCCAGGACUAUUUAGUGUGGCUGAGGUGGAAGCAGAAUUUGUGAGGAUUACUACUGCUCCACUUGUUCCGAGGUUUCUUGCACAACUUGACCAAUACACUGACCAACUCAUAAAAGUCUUCAAGAAAAAAGGAGGCGCUGCAGGGAGGAAAAUGAGACAAAUUUUGGCCCCAGCCACACAGAAUGAAACUAUUGAAAAGAGGAGGGAGUGUGUCCUCAGGGCACUACCUUUUUACCUGAAUGAAGACCCAAGCAUCCUCUUCAAAGAAUACCUGGAUUCUGAUGCUGCAGCUGUUCAAAGGGAGCUGGAACAAAUUACCCUUGGUAUCUUCACCAUCAGUGUUGAAGGAGGUGAUGCCAGCACUCCUCCAGCUGAUGUGGGUAUAACCAUCGAGGGUGUUGAAGUUCUGCAUGACCUGGGAGACAUGGCCUCUGCAUGUGCACUCUUAAUGGGUGUGAUAUAUGCACUGAAUCUCAGUUAUCCUCGGGAACUGAAAGCUUUCUUUGAAGUACUUCAGAAGCUCUUCCUUCAUCUGGAUGCCAGCAGACUCUCAACAAAGGUACAGAUGCUCAAGAAUAAAUUGUAUGAAUAAUCCAACCCUUUAUUUGGAUGAUGAAUGUUCUGUCAGAUGGACAGAAGUUUUUGGGAGGCGAAUAAAAUGGUAAUUUGGUUGAAAAUGGUAUUUGAGGGGGGAACCUAAAUUUGAGAGCGAUUUAAAACAUUUGUUUGUAAACAAUUGCAAUUACAGAGAUUUUACUCUUUUUGGGGGGCGGGGGGGGGGUUUAGGGCCUACUAAAAGAUUAUUCAAAGUAUUGAGAUUUAAAGGAUUUCAUUGAGAGAGGAUACAGGAUGAAUGUGUAUUUUGCCGCCUUUUAAAAAAGAACAAUUCUUUCCAUGUUAAAAUGUUUGCCACUUGAGUUUUUUCCCUAUACAGUGGUAAAAUAAAUGCUGACAGUGGCAAGUGUUAAAUGAGUUCUGUUAAGCUGCUGCAAAAAAACUGAAAACUGGCAAGCUGUUUUAUUGUCAGAUCAUAAUGUUUGCAUAUUUUAUUAAAGUUUUA